Messenger RNA from Rhagoletis pomonella (apple maggot), 1359 nucleotides. RefSeq lists its product as uncharacterized. NCBI's taxonomy places the organism in Eukaryota, Metazoa, Arthropoda, Insecta, Diptera, Tephritidae. Bases 1 to 1359 code for a protein of 452 amino acids. The record is from RefSeq and is a predicted model, not a curated record. The transcript has 2 exons.
AUGAUUUUGCUCAACGAUAUUUAUGUUGACGAUGUGUUAAGUGGAAGCGACACGAUCUCCAGAGCCGUACAAAUGCGAAAUCAACUUAUUUCCGCUCUACAAUCAGCCGGUAUGGAACUCAGGAAGUGGUCAAGUAAUACGCCUGAGCUGUUGCAGUCCAUUCCUACAGAGUACCAUUCAUUUAGUGCUAGUUGGCAACUUAACGAAGACCAAACUGUCAAAACGCUUGCAACUAAAAGGUCUGUGCUAGCUACUAUCGCGCGCAUAUUUGAUCCGCUUGGAUUUUUGAAUCCAAUAACUAUUGCUGCGAAAAUUAUUCUAAAAGAAAUUUGGUCAACGAAGAUAAAGCGUCAAGACGAAAAACAUACCGGACUAGAGUGGGAUGAAGAGCUGCCAUCAACUCUGGCCAUCUUAUGGCAAAAUUUUGUUGCUGAGCUACCUAAUAUAGAAAACAUCUCAAUACCACGCUGGCUUAAUUACACGCUACGACCACACUCAAUGGAAAUACAUUCCUUCUGCGAAGGAUCGUUAUCUGCUUACGCAGCUGCCGUAUAUCUGCGCAUACAAUACCAACAUGGUGAGAUCCACACCCAUCUGAUCACGUCUAAAGCCAAGGUAACACCACAGAAUCUAAUAACGAUUCCACGAGUAGAGUUAUGUGGUGCAGUAUUAGCUACAACCGUUGCCAAAUGGGCGCAACAACACUUACAACAACGCUGUGGUGAGAUUCCGAUAUAUUAUUGGACCGAUGCAACGAUCGUCCUACACUGGAUUGCCGGUGAUAUACAUCGAUGGAAACUCUACGUGGCGAAUCGCGUAGCUAAAAUUUUGUCAGUUAGCUUGCCCAGUCAAUGGAGUCAUGUCAAAACUCAGGAUAAUCCGGCCGACUGCGCGACUAGAGGUUUAACUCCGACUCAACUUCAACAAUUCGAUCUUUGGUGGAUCGGUCCUGCGUGGCUUCGGCAAGAUAAAUCGACCUGGCCUAUUUCUUCUAGUAGCCCAGAUGAUAUCGACAGCACAGCUACCGAAGAAAAACUAGCUAAAGUAUUAGCGCUUUCGAUAAUUACCGAACCUUCGUUUCUACUACGAUAUUCUUCCUACAUCAAACUCGUACGUAUAACAGCUAGGCUGCUACGAUUCUUUUAUAAUCUUCGCAAAACUCGCAAGGAAGACCGUCAUAGUGGACCGCUCACCACUAACGAACUUCAGCAAAGUCUCUUUCGAAUUGUUCACAUGGUACAGUGUGAAACAUUUGGCUCGGAAAUUCGAUGUAUUAAAUCUAAAAUCAACAUACCCACAACAAGCAAACUAGUCAGUUUGACACCUUUCCUAGAUGGAAACGUAACAAACCUUCGUUAG